Messenger RNA from Columba livia (rock pigeon), 3818 nucleotides. RefSeq names its product BRCA1 associated protein (gene BRAP). Gene Ontology annotation, biological process: protein ubiquitination; Ras protein signal transduction. The transcript is spliced from 12 exons. Gene Ontology annotation, molecular function: ubiquitin protein ligase activity; zinc ion binding; nucleic acid binding. NCBI's taxonomy places the organism in Eukaryota, Metazoa, Chordata, Aves, Columbiformes, Columbidae. The record is from RefSeq and is a predicted model, not a curated record. The coding region runs from base 163 to 1938 and encodes 591 amino acids. Gene Ontology annotation, cellular component: cytoplasm.
GAGCCGCUCGCAGCCCCUAGCGCCGCCGUCCCCCGCCGCGCCGCCACCUCUACGUCAUCGCGUCGGCGCCGUGACCCCGGCGGGGUCGGAGGGCAGAGGGGCGGGAGGCGGCGGCGCUGCCCGGUGUCCGUGGGGCUCCUCGGGGCGCGGCGGCCCGGGCCCAUGAGCGUGUCGCUGGUGGUGAUCCGGCUGGAGCUGGCCGAGCACUCCCCGCUGCCCCUGGGCUUCGCUUACAGCGCGGCUGCCCCGGAGAUGGCGGCGGAGAGCAGCGGGGCGGUCCCGCCCGCCGUCCCGGCCUGUCUGGAGGGGAAGGGCCCCGGCGAGCGGGCGGCGAUUCUGCACCAGCACCUGGGCCGGCGGGAGAUGACCGACGUGAUCAUUGAGACCAUCCAGCCGCGGCCAGAUGAAACAAAAGCUGGCAUGGAAGGACGAAAAUCUUCAGAGGCUGCGUCUGCCGAGGACAAAAAUAAACACGACGAUCAGAGUAAAGAGCGUGAGGUUGCUCCAGACUCGCCCUCAAAACAGCUCCCGGACCAGAUUUCCUUCUUCAGCGGGAAUCCCUCCGUUGAAAUUGUUCACGGCAUUAUGCAUCUGUACAAAACAAACAAGAUGACCUCUCUGAAGGAAGACGUGCGGCGCAGUGCCAUGCUCUGCAUCCUCACAGUCCCUGCGACCAUGACCAGUCAUGACCUGAUGAAGUUCGUGGCUUCUUUCUACGAAGUCAUUGAGCAUAUGAAAAUCAUCCGAGAUUCUACUCCCAACCAGUACAUGGUGCUGAUCAAGUUCAGCUCGCAGGCUGACGCAGACAGCUUUUACAUGGCGUGCAACGGCCGGCAGUUCAACUCCAUAGAGGAGGACGUUUGCCAGCUGGUGUACGUGGAAAGGGCUGAAGUCUUCAAAUCAGAAGAUGGAGCCAGUCUGCCUGUGAUGGACCUGACAGAGCUCCCGAAGUGCACGGUGUGCCUGGAGAGGAUGGACGAGUCCGUGAACGGGAUCCUCACCACGCUGUGCAACCACAGCUUCCACAGCCAGUGUCUGCAGCGCUGGGAGGACACCACGUGUCCUGUCUGCAGGUACUGCCAAACGCCCGAGCCGGUGGAAGAGAACAAGUGUUUUGAGUGCGGAGUUCAAGAAAACCUUUGGAUCUGCUUGAUCUGUGGGCACAUCGGCUGCGGGCGGUACGUGAGCCGACACGCUUACAAGCACUUCGAGGAGACCCAGCACACCUACGCCAUGCAGUUGACCAACCACAGAGUCUGGGACUACGCUGGAGAUAACUACGUCCAUCGACUGGUUGCAAGUAAAACUGAUGGGAAGAUAGUUCAGUAUGAGUGCGAGGGAGAUAUGUGCCAGGAAGAGAAAAUCGAUGCCUUACAACUAGAGUACUCGUAUUUGCUAACGAGCCAGCUGGAAUCGCAGCGAAUCUAUUGGGAAAACAAGAUUGUCCGAAUAGAAAAGGAUACGGCUGAAGAGAUUAACAACAUGAAGACCAAAUUUAAAGAGACCAUUGAGAAGUGUGACAGUCUGGAACAGAGGCUGAAUGACUUGCUCAAAGAAAAGCAGUCUGUCGAAAGGAAGUGUUCUCAGCUGAAUAACAAAGUGGCUAAGCUUUCCAACGAGCUGAAGGAGGAGCAAGAACUGAACAAGUGCUUGCGAGCGAAUCAAGCCUUGCUGCAGAACAAACUCAAGGAGGAGGAGAGAGUGUUAAAGGAAACCUGCGAACAGAAGGACCUGCAGAUCUCCGAGAUCCAGGAGCAGCUGCGGGACGUCAUGUUCUACUUAGAGACGCAACAGAAAAUCAAUCACCUCCCAGCUGAGACCCGCCAGGAGAUUCAGGAAGGACAGAUCAACAUCGCGGUGGCGUCUUCUGCCGGCUCCUCCACGGGGGGCACGGGGAAACCUUCCUCCAGGAGAGGCCGUGGCAAGAGGGGCAAGUGAGAAGCCGAACGCCCCGCGCCCAUCCAGACAGCGGCUGUGCUGGGGUUAGGCCAGGCUCAGCUCUCAGGACUCCAGCUGGGAACACCCAGUUCACUAAAGCUCAGCUAGAAAUCGUCUUUGGAGCUGCUCAUAAAACUGGCUGCCAGUCCCUGGAGGUGUCUGUGGUAUUUAAAAGCAUUUCACUGCACUAUUUAGCUGGUUUUAGGCAGAUCUUUACAACCAUUUUGCCUUCCUACCUUUCCAAAGCCCCUCCUGUCAUGCAUUUGACUUUCUUCUCGGAGAGUGUACGGUGUUGGGGUGGGCAGGUGUGUAUGUGUUAAACAUCGCGUUCCUGCCGGGAUGCUGUAGAGUAGCGUGUGAGGCUUCUCCAGUUCUUCUCCUGGAUUAAAAGUAUUCUCAAUUCAGAAAUUAUUUUAUUUAAGAAACAGUGUAAAUUAGCUUAUAUACAUCUCCUUUGAGUAUUUGCAGUCCUGAUGCUGCAGAACUACUAGUGCAGGAGUAGAACUGUAGUUUGGAAAUAAAGAAAAAGGAGUGAUGUGUGGAAAAUAAACCAUCUUAGUGGUGUAAGAAAUUAAAUGAGUCCUAAAGGUUUGUAAUUUGGGAUAUUAAACAAUUUAAGGGACUUUGCUACUAUCUCUUCAUUUUAAAGAUGGCUUUUGAAAGGCCAGUGCUUGCUGCCUUUGGGGCAGAAAGUAUGAAAAGUUUUAUAUUCUGGACGCUGUUUAACGUGGUUAUUUUGCAUUAUUUUAAUUUCUACUGAUUAAAUAGAGCCGUCUUUGCAAAGACGGGUACGCGUGAUGAGCUCAGAUCCUCCCGGAGCGCGGUGCGGGGCUGCACGGGGGCUGUGUUGUUGUAAGUCCCGGUGCUGUGAUGCUCAGAACAAGGUGGGGACAAAGAACAACACAGCGAUUUUAAAUCUCUCAUCCCUCCCACCCGUACCAGCCUUUGGUACGAGAUGCAGCUGUUGCGUCCAGCUCCCGGGAUCCCUUCGCGCUGCCCGUUCUGCUCCAAGACGUGGCUCUGACCAGCAUCUUGCUGGCAAAACUUCUGUGUUAUUUGCCCCAAAGGUGUGCAAGACCUGUAAGGGGAAGUUGUGGACAAAUCAGGGUUUUUUUGUAGGUUUUCACUUAAAAUAGACACCAGACUUGAUGCUCUUGAGUUUCACCCCGGGGUGGAGAAGCGACUGUCCCGGUUGCUGUGUCGUGCUCAGUAAUCCGAGCAUUUAUAGGCUAAUUCAUUAUUAAAAAGGGCCAGGGGAGUCCUGCAGUUGGCUUCUCGGACCACAGUAUGAUCCUUUUCUGUUGUUCCAACUGCAGGCACAGUCUUGAUCUUAGUCUGUAACACUGGAAACGCAGCUCAGACUUACCUGCUCCAAACCGGAACAAAGAAAUAAACCAGCUCGUCCUUUAUUGCCCGAAGUCGUUCUGUUUGGCCAAUUGAAAGGAAUGAGUUACAGUAACUAGAGUGAUUCUGGGAAGGUGAGUCCUUAUAAAGUUCCUGACUUUGUGGGUGGGAAGUGUUGAGCUCCCUCACUUGGAAAUCCAGGGCACUUGUUCGGGCACUUGCUGUAUCCACCACCUGGGUUUGAUCUGCCCCCAUCAUCUGAAACUUCCACCUUUUCUAACUUUGUAGCAUGAAUGUAACCAACUUUUCUAGUGUGUGGAUUGUACAACCAGGCCUCUGCCUUCUGGGACUUGUUCUAGGGACCUAAAGAUGUACAACACAGCUUGCUCUCCUAUAGAAACUAUUUUAUUUAAGAUAUAUUUUUACACCCUCUAAGAUCCUCUGACCUUUUGCUGACAGCUUGCGUUGUGUAGAACACUAAGAUGCUGUACUGUAUCUUGGAACCAAUUUUCAAAAAAUGUGAUUGAAAAUUAAAA